AAUAUGAUGAAACUGUAGAUUGCAGGAUCAGAAGGACUGCACACUUAUAAAUUGGCGUUACCAAGAUGCAUAAAACUAGCAUUUGUUGGGGGUGGUAUCAAACAAGGUCAUUAGGUGGAUACAUACUAAACAAAUUUCUCCUCCCAAUUUGCUUCUUUUUCUUUUGGCGGUCCAUUUCUGGUGUUGUGACUUGUGACCAGCGACAGUAGGAAUUUAGGAAGCUGAAGCCUUGUUUUUAUUCCUCUUUUAAGGAUCAUGAUCAGAUGCUCUCCAAGUCAAAGCAAUACCCAUUCCUCCUCAACCCAUCUCUUAUUCAUCGCGUCUCAUCAAGUCUAGCUUUCCCGGAAAACCACAUUAUCAGAAGAUGCAUUGCUCUUGUGCAAUUCUGCGCCUCCUCCAAGUUCAAACUCAUGCAAAUUCAUGCCUUCUCUAUCAGACAUUGUGUCCCACUCACCGACCCGGAUAUGGGCAAACACCUUAUCUUGGCCAUUGUCUCCCUCUCUGCCCCUAUGUCCUAUGCACACCUCGUCUUUUCCCAAAUAAGAAGCCCCAAUAUAUUCACGUGGAACACAAUGAUUAGAGGCUAUGCUGAGAGCGAGAACACGAGCCCAGCUAUUCAACUUCAUCACCACAUGCAUUUGGCUUCCGUUCAACCUGAUUCGCACACUUAUCCUUUUCUUUUGAAGGCUAUAGCUAAGUUGACAGAUGUUUGGCAGGGUCAAAAGAUUCAUUCAAUUGCUAUAAGAAAUGGGUUUGAGUCUCUGGUCUUUGUCCAGAACUCUUUGGUUCAUAUGUAUGCUGCCUGUGGGCAUGCUGAGAGGGCGCACAAAAUGUUUGAUUUAAUGCCCGAGAGAGAUCUUGUGGCAUGGAAUUGUGUGAUUAAUGGAUUUGCUCUGAAUGGGAGGCCCAAUGAGGCUCUGAUACUAUUUAGGAAUAUGAGUUUUGAGGAUGUAGACCCUGAUGGUUUCACAAUGGUUAGUUUGUUGUCUGCUUGUGCUGAGCUUGGAGCUUUGGCGUUGGGGAGGAGAGCCCAUGUGUAUAUGUUGAAGGUUGGCUUCAUUUCAAACUUACAUGCUAAUAAUGCUCUUCUGGACCUCUAUGCCAAGUGUGGGAGCAUUAGAGACGCUCAACAAGUGUUUAAUGAGAUGGAAGAAAGGAAUGUGGUUUCUUGGACUUCUUUACUUGUUGGCUUGGCUGUUAAUGGGUUUGGUGAAGAAGCACUCGAGCUUUUCAAGGAGUUGGAGAGAAAGAGAUUGGUGCCUAGUGAUAUAACUUUUGUUGGGGUCCUGUAUGCCUGCAGCCACUGUGGAAUGGUGGAUGAAGGGUUCAAUUAUUUUAGAAGGAUGGAAGAGAAGUGGGGUAUUGUGCCCAAAAUAGAACACCAUGGUUGCAUGAUUGAUUUGUUGGGUAGGGCAGGGUUGGUGACAGAAGCAUAUGAAUAUAUCCAAAGCAUGCCAUUGCAGCCCAAUGCUGUUAUUUGGAGGACCUUACUGGGAGCAUGUAUAAUACAUGGGCAUUUGGCUCUUGGGGAGGUAGCAAGAGCCCGACUCGAACAAUUAGGCCCCGGACAUAGUGGGGAUUACGUGCUUCUCUCCAAUCUAUAUGCUUCAGAGCAUCGUUGGUCAGAUGUCCAAAAGGUGAGAAAGACGAUGCUUAGUGAAGGUGUGAGGAAAAGUCCAGGAUAUAGUCUUGUAGAGUUGGGCAAUCGUGUUUAUGAAUUUAUCAUGGGUGACAGAUCUCAUCAAGAAAGUGAGGAAUUAUAUGCAAUGCUAGCAGAAAUCACAAAAUUGUUGAGAUUGGAAGGUUAUGUGCCUAACACAGCAAAUAUCCUAGCAGACAUAGAGGAGGAGGAGAAGGAGAUUGCUCUGUCCUAUCACAGUGAGAAAAUUGCUAUUGCUUUUAUGCUUGUCAAUACAGCACCAGGGACCCCGAUUAGGAUUUUGAAGAACUUGAGAGUCUGCACAGAUUGUCAUGUUGCAUUUAAACUCAUAUCAAAGGUGUAUUCCAGGGAGAUUAUUGUGAGAGAUCGCAGUCGGUUCCACCAUUUUAGAAAUGGCUCUUGUUCUUGUAGGGAUUACUGGUGACAUUAUGUUGGUUGAUUUUUAUUUUUAUUUUUUAUUUUUUUUUUUAAGGUACGGGUUAGCUAUUCAUAUGAUAUAGAAUAUAAAUGAAGCUCCAUUGAAAAUUUAGUUUGGAUACAAAGUGAUAAACUAAUUAUGGUGUAAAUAUGGGUCGGUUAAGCACUUUGUGAGACGAGCAGUAGUAUCAAGGGUUGGAGAUAGAGUAAUGUCUAAGCGCUAUACAAGAUUUACUUCUAGCUAAUUAUAUUGUAUCAGAACCACAACCACCAUAGCUUAUUUGAUAAUUGCCCUUUAUGAACUAUUGAAAAGGAACUGAAAAAAA
Ziziphus jujuba (common jujube) is the source of this 2403-nucleotide messenger RNA. RefSeq names its product pentatricopeptide repeat-containing protein At4g21065. Gene Ontology annotation, biological process: RNA modification. Bases 264 to 2084 code for a protein of 606 amino acids. The transcript has a single exon. The record is from RefSeq and is a predicted model, not a curated record. Lineage: Eukaryota; Viridiplantae; Streptophyta; Magnoliopsida; Rosales; Rhamnaceae. Gene Ontology annotation, molecular function: zinc ion binding; RNA binding; protein binding.